GCGAAUCAUCAUUCCAUCCUCUCUCUCUCUAACUCAACUCCAAUUCUCCAUCCCACCCUACCAAAACAAAAAAAAAUUCAUGGGAAACAAUUCCGACCACCACUCAGUCAACUCGUCCCUUCCCCCGCCGCCGCCGACGCCGCCGAUCAUCGUCGCGAUGAAGGGCCACCCCGGCACCGGCAAGACGACGCUGGCCCGCUCCCUCGCCUCCGCCCUCAGAAUCCCUCUCAUCGACAAGGACGACGUCCGCGACUCCGCCGUCCCCAACGACCUCUCAUACGACGUCGUUUGGCGGGUCGCGUCGACUCAGCUCCAGCUCGGGCUCAGCGUCGUCGUCGACUCGCCGCUCUCACGCAGGGCCCACCUCGACCGUUUGAUCCACGUGGCGGGAUCUGCUGCUGGCGCCCGGCUGCUGAUCGUGGAGUGCAGGCCGUCGGAUGAAGCCGUGUGGAGAGAGCGGCUCGAGCAACGUGGCAGUGAAGAGGGCGCCAGCUCGCACAAGCCGUCCACGUGGCGUGAUCUCCGGAAGCUGAUCGAAGGGUACCGCGCCUGCCACGAGUACGACGCGGGCGGUGUGCCGAAGCUGGUGGUCGAUACGACGUCGUGUACGGUGGAGGAGCUCGUGGAGGAGGUGAUGGACUUCAUUCAGCUUCAUGCUCCCGGAAUUGUCAAAAACAUAUAAGUAACCUGUAAUUAGCUUGUGAUUAUGAUUACUAGUUAGAUUAAUUCAGUGACAUAUCUGUGAAUUUUAAUGAAAUUAUAUAAGUUGAUGUAUAGCUUCGGUUAUUAUUAGAGUAAAACAGAGUGUAGUUGGGUGAAUAAUUUGUAAUAGGUAGAAAAACAAGAAUUGAGAUUUUUUUAGUUAUCUUCAAAGUUGAUAGCUUGACUAACUAAAACACACAAAUAAUAGGUAUAGUUUUGAAUUAGUGAUGAUGGUAGGACAAAAUGUUUGAACGUGGAGUGUGAUGGAUGUUAUCAUUAUCGUAUCACUGUCCGAGACCAUAUAAGUACAUCAUUUAUAGACGAAACAAUAUAGUUUAUCCGAUAAAUGUUGUAGUUGCAC
This is a messenger RNA of Linum trigynum, 1063 nucleotides long. The record is from the annotation of a GenBank genome assembly. Lineage: Eukaryota; Viridiplantae; Streptophyta; Magnoliopsida; Malpighiales; Linaceae.